CUUCGAACUCAGUUUGCUUACAUUUCUUCGCAAAAUUACAAAUGGAAUGAGAGCAGAGGUAAACGAGACAGGUACAUCUUUGUAUUAUGUACCUGGAAAUUUAGAAGGAGGUGAAUUUGAGCACGAGUGUAGCUUACAACGAAGUAUUACUUAUUAUCUGGAAGUAGCAAUGGCACUAGCUCCAUUUUGCAAAUCAGCAUUAAAUAUAAAGUUUAAAGGAAUCACGAAUAAUACAAUAGAUCCAACAAUAGACAGGGUAAAGGCUUCAGGAAUUCCAGUUUUAAAAAGAUUUCUUGGAGAGGGUUAUGAAGUUGAAGUGACUAUUAAAAAGAGGGGAGUAGCUCCCUUGGGAGGUGGAGAAGUUCAUUUUAAAUGCGACGUCAUUCGCAGCCUCAAAACUUUGCAGCUUCAAGACAGCGGACUGGUGAAGCGAAUCAGAGGUGUAGCCUGCAGCUUAAGAGUCUCUCCAGCUAUUUCAAAUCGACUAGUCGAAGCUGCCAAAGGAGUAUGCCUGAAUUUCAUCCCAGAUGUUUACAUUCACACCGAUGCAAGUAGAGGGGCUUCAAGUGGAAAAUCUCCAGGGUUUGGAAUAUGCCUAACGGCCGAAACGACGACCGGAGUUUUCUAUAGUGGAGAAGCUGUUUCGCCCGUAGUUCCUCCUGGAGGCUUACCUUGUGUACCUGAGGAACUUGGAAGGGAAGCUGCCAUGAAAUUGCUUGAUGAAAUAAAUCGUAAUGGUUGUGUCGAUUCUCCAUUUCAAAGUAUGGCUGCCAUUUUCAUGGCACUAGGAAAGCAAGAUAUUUCGAAAAUCUCAAUGGGCCCGUUAACUCCUGCUACGAUUCAAUUUUUACGAGAUCUAAAGGACUUUUUUGGGGUCAAGUUCCAAUUGGAAUCCGUGAAAGAACAGGAAGAUGAUGAUAUAACUAUACAAAAUCAAGUGAAUUUAACCUGUUUCGGAAUUGGAUUCUCUAAUUAUAAUCGGCCUGUUCGAUAGUCUGCUUAUCAAUAAGAGAAGAUACUCAUAUGUAAAUACUUUUUAUGACCAUUAAAAUUUUGUAUUUGAUGGAAAA
Belonocnema kinseyi is the source of this 1070-nucleotide messenger RNA. It is a transcript of the gene Rtc1, whose product is annotated as RNA 3'-terminal phosphate cyclase-like protein. Bases 47 to 994 code for a protein of 315 amino acids. Gene Ontology annotation, biological process: endonucleolytic cleavage of tricistronic rRNA transcript (SSU-rRNA, 5.8S rRNA, LSU-rRNA); ribosome biogenesis. Gene Ontology annotation, cellular component: nucleolus. Gene Ontology annotation, molecular function: RNA endonuclease activity. The record is from RefSeq and is a predicted model, not a curated record. The transcript is spliced from 6 exons. NCBI's taxonomy places the organism in Eukaryota, Metazoa, Arthropoda, Insecta, Hymenoptera, Cynipidae.